AUGACAGACACCUCAGAAGCGGACACCAUCCGCAUUCUGGUUGCGACAGAUAACCAUGUCGGCUACGAGGAACGAGAUGCUAUCAGAAAGGACGACAGCUGGCGGACGUUUGACGAGAUCAUGAACCUUGCCCGCACCGAGGAUGUUGACAUGGUUCUUCUCGCCGGCGAUCUCUUCCACGAAAACAAACCGUCCCGCAAGUCCCUCUACCAAGUCAUGCGAACACUCCGACAGAACUGUAUUGGCAACCGACCGUGUCCUCUCGAGUUCCUCUCCGAUGCCUCCGAGGUUUUUGAAGGCGCCUUCACGCACGUCAACUACGAAGAUCCUGAUAUCAACAUUUCCAUUCCCGUCUUUUCGAUCCACGGAAACCACGAUGAUCCGUCUGGCGAGGGCAACUACUGCUCUCUCGACCUCCUCCAGGCCAGCGGGCUUCUGAACUACUUUGGGCGGGUGGCCGAGGCCGAUAAUAUCGAAGCGAAGCCGAUUCUGCUACAAAAGGGUACCACGAAGCUCGCACUUUUCGGACUGAGCAAUGUGCGCGACGAACGCAUGUUUCGCACGUUUCGAGACAACAAGGUCAAAUGGUUCCACCCCAACGUCCAGGAGCGCGAAUGGUUCAACCUCCUGGCCGUGCACCAGAACCAUCAUGCCCACACGGCGACCUCGUACCUCCCCGAGACUGCCCUGCCUGACUGGCUUGAUCUGGUCGUCUGGGGUCACGAGCAUGAGUGCUUGAUUGAUCCCACUCAGAACGCAGAGACGGGGAUCCAUGUAAUGCAGCCUGGGUCGUCGGUCGCCACCUCGUUGGUGCCCGGAGAGGCUGUACGGAAACACGUGGCUGUCGUGAGUGUGACUGGAAAGAACUUCAAGAUGGAAAAGAUCCCACUCAAGUCUGUACGCCCCUUUGUCACGAGAGAACUGGUGCUUUCCCAGGACAAGCGAUUCAAGGGCCUCGACAAGAAGAAGGAUAACAAACAAGAGGUCACACGGCGGUUGAUGGAGGUGGUUGACGAAAUGAUCGAGGAGGCCAAUCAGGACUGGGAGGCUAUCCAAACGGACGACGAGGCUCUUGAGGAUCGCCCCUUGCCACUCAUUCGGCUGAAAGUAGAGUUCUCAGCCUUGGAGGGCGGCCUGUUCGAGUGCGAGAACCCCCAGCGCUUCUCGAACCGGUUUGCGGGAAGGGUGGCCAACACCAACGACGUGAUUUAUUUUCACCGAAAGAAGAAGCAAGAGCGCAAAACGAAUGCGACAAACCCAACCCAGGCCCUCGAGGCGCUGAACGACAGCAGCGACGCCGUCAAGGUCGAAUCUCUCGUGACGGAGUUCCUCCAGGCGCAGUCUCUCAAGGUUCUCCCCCAAGGUCCGUUUGGAGAUGCUGUCAACCGAUUCGUGACCAAGGACGACAAGCAUGCCAUGGAACUCUUUGUAACAGAUCAUCUCACUGGACAGGUUCAACAGAUGCUUGGGCUAGAGUCGGAUGACGAGGAUCUCGGUAGCGCGAUGGAGAUCUACAAGACCAGAAUGGAACAGCAGAUGGCGAUGGGUGCAGUGACGGCAAACAUCCCUGAGCGGAGACGUGUCUUGAAGCCGAAGCCGGAUACGUGGGAUAGUGAUUUUGAUGGUGAAUGGGCGAACGAGCCGGAUGCCUGGACGUACGAGGAUGCAGGUCAGAGUAUGGCUCCGACAACCCAACAGUCUAGCCGACAGUCUCGGGCAAAGGCAUCACGGCAAGUAGUGGACGAUGAAAUGGAAGUGGAGGAGAGCCAACCGCCACCAAAGACUACAAAGCGCGCGACAACUUCCAGAACCACGAGAGCAGCACCAGCAGCUAAGAAGGCACCGGCGAAGAAAGCGCCAGCUCGGUCUACACGUGGUCGUAGGGGAACACAGCAGGUCGAAGACGAAGAUGAGGAGGAGGAGCCAGAACCAGACGUCAUCAUGGAGUCUGAUGAAGAUGUGGCACCACCGCCGCCCAAAACUACAACGAGGCAGAAAACUACAAGAAAGGCGGCCCCUCCACCCGCACCCGCACCUACCCGCAGUACGCGAACUCGGCAGACUACGCUGAAUUUCUCGCAGAGUCAGGCUGGAGCAACGCAGAGCAAGAGGAAGGUUGGCGGUGCCGCUCCCUUUGAGAUUAGCGAUGAUGAGAUCUCCGAUGAUGAAGACGCCUUUGAGCCGGCGCCGGCGCCAGCUCGGGCGACACGCCGGAGGGGUUGA
This is a messenger RNA of Clonostachys rhizophaga, 2223 nucleotides long. The record is from the annotation of a GenBank genome assembly. Lineage: Eukaryota; Fungi; Ascomycota; Sordariomycetes; Hypocreales; Bionectriaceae.